AUCCCGAAUUUCCUCCGCGGGCACACGCGCUUCCCGCUGCUCGAGGAUGACGCUCCCGAGUCGUCCGGUCUCGCCCGAGUCUGGUACGCCCGGCAUUAUUCGCGAGCGAACACGUUGGAUUGAACCCGCGAUUUAAAAAAUAAUAAUAAUAAUAAAUCCAAGUUUGCUUUCGACGAAGAAAGAGAAGGAGAGAGAGAGAGAGAGAGAGAGAGGGAGGACGGUAUCACGGAUGUUCCUGUGUAUAUCUCAGUGGCAACGAGUGCACGAAGACUAUCGAUUGCCGAGUGUAUUUAAACGACUGCGCGUGGAAUCGUUAAUAACCGCGUUCUCUGGGCAGAGAAGCCUUGUUGCUCCUGCCUCAUUCCUUUGACAUGAACAUUCCAUCGUAACCGUUGAUGACAGUUCGCCCUAUCAGUUGACAAAAGUCUUUCCGGUGCGAGGAACAGUGGGGGGAUACCCUUGACACUAUGACGAGACCCAUAAGGAAGUGCCGGUAGUCCUUGGUUGGCAGGGAUGUCCUCGUGACAUGUUACCCCGUGACCUUGGCUGGCGCAACUACAACGUCCUCCGUGGAGAGGGUCGUCUUCUGGUGCGCGGAUCCACGAGCGGGAGUACGGGAGGAGGAGGUGGCCGAUCCUUGAAUCCGCGCGAGAUCGAGUAUCGCCUGCUGCCGCUGGUGCAGGUCAAACCCGACUUUGUGAUCCCAUAUGUGCUCUGCUGGAGAGUACCGGGCGCGAUUCACCGCAUCCAGAUUAAUCCGUCGAUCGUCCAUCAUCAUCAUCACCAUCAUCAUCAUCAUCAUCAUCAUCAACAGCAGCAGCAACAGCAGCAGCAACAUCAACAGCAUCACUAUCAGCAGCAACAACAUCCACGUCAGCGUCCACGAUACUUUGAGGGAGCGUCGCGAUCACGUCCACCGCCCUCGACGGAGCAUCGUCCCACGUACGGCGUCCAGCGUGACAUCCUUGUGGAUUCUGGUAUGGAAACAAGAGUGGACCGUUUCGUAGCGAACAGAAAUGAGGACACGAGGUACAAAGCGAAUCGUUGCGUGAGCGGGGGUGGUAGCCGCGGAAACGGAGCGACUGGCGGUACCGGAGGCGGCUCAGGUACUGCAGGAGGCCGCGGCGGCGGCGGCGGGGGCGGUGGUAGCCCCGGUAGGGGCGCCGGCGUCGGAGGAGGAGGAGGAGGCGGCGGGGGAGGAAUAGACGGUAGUGUGGUGCCUGCUGCACCACCGACUACCGGCCAUCACCAUCACCACCAUCACCAUCAUCAUCACCUCACGACCACGACUACCACGACUACCACCACCACCACCACCUGCGGCAACAGACACCAUAGGCACAAACUGCCCGCCAGCAAGCAGUGCACGGAACACCGUCACCAUCCCCAUCACCACCGGCAUCACCCACACCACCGCUCCCACCACCGGGGCAUGAACAUGGGUCAAAAGAUUUCAGGCGGCGUGAAGAGCAUGAGCCGGGAGAGCGGUGCCGGAGCUGGCGGCGGGGUCGGCGUUGGCGGUGGCAAUAACACGACGUACACGCGGUCGGUGGUGCCGCGAGAGCUAGCGCAGGAUUUUGCGAGACCGGCGCGUCUCGAUGUACUCUUGGAUAUGCCUCCUGCCUCGCGAGACACCCAAGUCCAUCACAGCUGGAAUGCCGACGAUCGUAGCUUAAAUAUAUUCGUCAAGGAGGACGACAAGUUGACGUUUCAUCGACAUCCAGUUGCGCAGAGUACAGAUUGCAUACGAGGGAAGGUGGGGUAUACCAAGGGCAUGCACGUAUGGGAGCUUUAUUGGAGCACGAGGCAACGGGGUACGCACGCAGUGGUUGGAGUCGCCACGGCGGACGCGCCUCUACACAGCGUUGGCUAUCAGAGUUUAGUGGGCAACAAUGAACUUAGUUGGGGUUGGGAUCUUGGUAGAAACAAACUCUAUCACGAUUCGAGGAACAACAAUGGUAUAACGUAUCCGGCCCUUCUAAAGCCCGACGAAACAUUCAUUGUUCCUGACAAGUUUCUUGUGGUGCUCGAUAUGGACGAAGGUACGUUAGCAUUCGUAGUGGACGGUCAGUAUCUCGGAAUAGCCUUUAGAGGUCUGAAAGGAAGGAAAUUGCAUCCCAUCGUGUCUGCCGUUUGGGGACAUUGCGAGAUCACAAUGAAAUACAUCGGUGGACUUGAUCCCGAGCCUUUGCCUCUCAUGGAUCUUUGUCGAAGAGUGAUUCGACAGCGAAUUGGCAAGCAUAGACUAGAAGAUAAAAUCAACGAGCUAAAUUUACCGCAGACGAUGAAGACUUAUCUUCUCUAUCGGGACAGAAGGUAACCACCGAGUGAAUCUCUUCAAGAUACCACCACGAUUAUGACUGCGAACAUCACCGUUUUGCAACCUUGCCACUACGACGCGACCGUCCGCUAUCCCCUCGCAUGCCACCAAGGACAGCAAACUCUUAGCCGCGCGUCUCCGUUAUUAAUUAAGCGCACGACGAUCAACAAGCUGGCAUGGAUCAUGCGACGACGCGCCGAGACACGCCUAGUACCUCGUGAAGGCACGCUGAGACAGCGACGCCGAAAUACCAUACUGAUAACAACUCGUGGCGCCUUUAUCAGGACAAGUCACGAGGACCGCAAUCCUCAUCAUCGUCGAUGAAUUCACCUCAAUAUAGUUGACAAACAAAGAAGGAAGUGAAGCAUGUUUAAAAGGAAACAUAUUUCUGAAUUUAGGUGAUACUGUUGUCUUUUAUGUCGUGUACAAUUCUAUAUCGCGAUAGAAUUAAAUAUAUUUAUUGAUUAUUAGAAUUAUUCCGAGGAACACGGCAGUUUCGAUAUCUCUCGCAGUGAAAGACGCGACACGCGUGCGCAUAUUGUACGAUCUUUUUCUUCAGUAUCCACCUUGCUGACGAUACACGUAUCAAUGCUGACGAACGGAAUCGCGAUGGCAAUUUCGUGCGACAAUUUUAUGCAAAUUCGGAGACGCGCGGUUAGAAAAGGAAGACGAAAGGUUAUGCGAAAAUACGAAAAGACUACAAGCACUUCGCAAGUUGGCCAGUAACAAAAAUUAGACUUAAUCAAGCCUGGAGGCUGAUAGGGAUGUGUCGUUUGCUUACAACGGGGAUUGAUCCGAUAGUGGACAACAGGUUUGCUUUAAUCCGGCCGCAGAAGAAGAAUGGUGGAGCAACAAGGAAGAUGGAGAGAAAGAGGAUACACGAUGGAAGAAGAUACGAAAAUUUUUCUACGAUGAGGAAUGAUACUCGGCGAAAAAUGUGACUUUGAUCGCACGAUUAACGUGUGGAACGAUUAAUUCAGUUUGGACAGGUGUGUAUAGUGAUGGAUAUAUUGGGCAGCCACCUUCCAAUAGACUCAUUUUUCAAGUAUUUUUUAAGCAUGCUAGGUCUAAUAAAGUAUAGUGGUGUGUGCGUGUAUCGUGGAUGGAUAUAAAAGGAAAAGGACGACGAGGGAAGGGAGAUACGGAUAAAGAAGAAGAAUAAAAGUAUAACCCUGCCAUAAUCUUUUCUUUAGCAGUGUUCGAAAUGUAGACAUUACAAUUGCGAAUUCUGCGAGGGAGGAAUCCGAGUGAAAAGGAAACGCGAAGAGAAUAUAGAGGGUAAGCAUCUGAAACUCGCGCUGUGGUGAAUCGAAUAAAUAAAAGACAUCUCUAAAUAAACUAAAUAACAAAAAAGCAUGUUACUAAAAAUUAAUUAUCUACACAUCUAAUUGAUUUUAAUGCGCUGUAAUGACUUGCGGAAAAUAGUAUGUAUUUAACUAAUAUUUAAGAGAGAAGCGAGAGAGAGAGUGAACACGGGCAUUGGCACAAAUUAUUCCAAACGCGAAUUGAGAAACUGUCACAUGGAAAGAGGGCCGCUAUGUAGUUAAAUAUAAUCCGAUAAGCGAAAAGAAAUGUUAUACGCGCGAGUAUAACGCGACAUGAUAUAUCGGAUUAUACUUGUCACGGAUUAUAUUCGUCAUAACGAUCAUAAUAGUUACAAUGACGAUGAUGAUGAUGAUGAUGAUGCUGAUUAUAUCGGGUGUGUAACUAUUAUACUAUUAGCAUGACAAAUCUUACGACUGGUCCCUAGUAUCUCUUUAACUCUUACGUUUGUCACUUAGAUUAAAGACAAUGCCACCUGUCAUCGGCUACGUCGAUUUGUAUAUAGAUAUAUAUUGAUAAUAUUGUACGACGACGUACGUGUGUAUUAUGGACGACGAUUGUAUCCGUAACUGCGGAGCGAAGGCAGACCGAAUGCGAGAGUGAUAUGUAUUAUCGUUCGCCAUUUCGCGCCAUCUCAUUCGGUAUAAGAGAUUUUCCUUUCCUAGCCUUAUUUAGCGGUUCGUAAAAAUCAUCGUCCUGAUUUUCAAUAUCACACGUCACUACGUUUGCACCUCUGGCUUGAGCUCGUCCGAGACUCGGAUCGCGUCUUCCAAAUUAUCGUCGGUUAUUCAUCUUUGAACCGAUCUAAGCCUCGUUAGACGUAAAAGUCACGUCUAUCUAUUAUCUUUCCCCCUUGAUCGAGUCCACCGCGCUCGCUCGUUGUACCGCUCUAUCCAAUAACAAUCGUCGCGGUCUUCGAGGCGGCACCAAUCGAUCCCACAACAUUUUAAACGCGCAUGAUCUCGCACUCGGAAGCUUCGAUCGCACUAACUCUGCGGUUCUCAAUACGCGCACUACAUCCGGAAUUAUGGUCUGUCAGCGGCGUGUAGUUUGCCCUCGCUAUCUCCCGCUCUGUCUCGGAGAUACGCGGAGCGUCUUGUCUCGAUACGCAAAUCUGCGACGCGAACGGAUCGAAUGACAAGGGACGCGUGCGAAGGCGAAAAAACUCGUUAUAUUCGAGGGGUUCAUCGUCUUUCCGGUAAUCGGAGGAACUUUAAUAAGAUGGAAAGAGACGCCGCGAGGGCGGGUGAAGACAAAAAAAGAUUCUCUCUGACGGAGCUUCACCUUGCAUACGAGAGAGAACUCGAUUCUAAAUAAAGUACGUGCGAGGGAAGUAUAUCCGAGGACACACAAGUAUUCGCGAUUCGAUGUACAUUCAUUCAUACGUAUCGUAUUCGCAUACAGUAUCGUUGUAUACACGCGCGAAAAAGAAAAUUGAGGAAUAUAAUGCACGCGCACUCUGGGAAAGAUUUUUUUUCCACAAGAGUAUACUUACUGCUACCCAUUUGAAAUCGACACUGUUUUAUAUGAAUUAUUGCCUAUAGGGACGCAUGUCAUGAGCCAAGCAUGAGAGGACAAAAAAAGGGAGGGGGGAUGAGAAUAUUGUACAAAAUUAUUAUUAAUGAUCAAUAUUAAUAUUAUUAUACUGUAACAAUCCCAAUUUAAUUAAUUACUCGUCGUUAUCGUGUUAGUCGAAUAUUUACCGAUUUUAUGAUAUAAUUUGUGUUUUUAGUUUUUUUAUUGUAGGGAGGAAGAUGGGGGUUUGUGUGCGAUCGAUCACCAAGGCAAUUCAUACGCGACUAGAGAAGAAAAAGAAAAUUUUCUUUCAUUUAUCUUUGGCUUGUUUCUCGAAACGCAUCGCGAGAAUGAGUUAUGAUUUUUAUUGAUUUCAUUGAUUUCAUUGAAAUGAUGAUUUGCUAGCACAGACAAUGAAACGGUUGAAACAUUGCAUUUUUGCCGUUACAACUUAUCUACGAAUAUUUAUGAUGCAUUCACUUAAAUUUAAAAAGACUAAUUUGUAAUUUUAUUUUUAAUAACAUUACGUUUUCAAUUAAGAUUUAAUUUCUGACAUGAAUAAAAAUUGUGAUAUAUGUGCACAAAUCCAAAGUAUGUGCAUAAUAUAUUACAUUAUUAUUUUAAAAUCAAUUAGACAAUUACUAUUAUAUACAUUUUAAAAUAUGACCAGUGAAUUAUUUUAGAAUAUGACUAGUGGAUUAUUUUAAAAUGAAAAAUAUUGUUUUAGUUUGUGCUAAGUAAGCACAUUGUUUAAUAAUUGUUAUCUAUCAAUUAACUAUGUUUAGAAGUUUAUAUCUAUAAUUGAAAUGUAUUAUUUUCUUUACAGUUAUAGAAAUCAGUUUUUUAUUUUUUUUUUUUUUUCAAGAAAGAAGUUAUUUUUUUAUUUAUUGUUUCAUUCGUUUUCAAAAUAAUUGUUUAUGAUUUGAUAUGAUUAAAAAUAUAAUUCUGUUAUAUGUAUAUAUAUAUAUAUAAAUAUAUAUAUCUCACAUCUCGAGAAAAUGCGGCGAAGUGAAACAGAGCGAGUUAAAUUACUUUAUCUUUAAAAAAAAAAUGUAUUAUUUAUAUAGAAGAAUUAAAUGAUUGAAACAACCGAUAAAAUACAAUGGAUUUUAAUUUUACGGGUUUAAAUUAUUUUCUUCUAUAUAAAGAAGAAAAAAUUUUGUAUAUAUACAUAUAUGUAUGAAAUUUUAUACUUUUACAUAAGUAAACUUCUCAUCCGAAGCUGAAAGAGAGCUAAAAGAUAUUGAAUCUGUCCUGAUCUAUAUCGAUCGAUCGCACACAAUGAUAAUAACAAGGUUUUAAUAACGAUGCCGCGAGAGCAUCCGAUUCGUUCGCAGGUGCCGCGGAAAGUGUUCCAACAAAAAAAUUCGCGUGGCUGUCGCGAGAUUUAAUUUGGUCGCGAAUUGCCUGCCCACCCUGCCCUUGCAAACUACGUUGCCUCGACAAAUGUGUCUAAUGUGUCUAAUUUAUUGAUGAUGCGAUGUAUAAUGCGACGAUAAUUAGCAAGUUAUUAGUUUAAUCUGGCAGACACAAAUUAGUUUAAUUGAGCGCUAGUAAUCUAAAAAGAAGGGUAUGUAAGAAAGAGAAAGAGUGGCGCGUGAAAAUGUGUGAGUGCACGAUCGAUGCGUGACACCAUGGUAUGUAUAUUGCAUGUGCGAGUGUGCUUUCUGGAUACUUGUUAUCCACAAUUAUAUCCACAAUUUUUCCUUCCGCUCUUUCGUUCGCAAAUUGUUAUUGCUUUAAUUUCGAAUUUUAUCGUAUAUAUAUUAGAUAGUCCAGAAAUCAAUUUCGAUUCUCAUGAUAAUAGUUCGACAUUUGCUGUAGAAUACAUUAUUGUUUUAUAAUAUGUAACAACAUUUAAUAUUAGAUGCGGGAAUAAACAUGAAGAGAAAAGAUUUUCGUAGGAAUUAUUUUUCUUAUAUAUAACUAUAUAUAUACACAUAUUUAAAUGCACAAAUGCCGAAACUUAUCUUAAGCUUAAUUAAGUAUUCGAUCAGAGAUUAAUGAUUUAAUGCAUGAUUUAGUUUUCAUUCAAAAAGUCUUGAAAAAUACACACAUAUAGAUAAGAGUCUCUUAAAAGAUCUUGAGGAAUAAGAACCGUUUUACACCGUAAACGAUCAUUUUUUGCAACAGAAGAAAAAUGACACUUCAACAUUAAACAUCUCGCAAUGUACGCGUUAGAAUCUGAAAACUUCUAAAAUUAAAAUGUACCAAACGUUUACGAAAGUCUUUCAAUUUUUUCGGAGAUAUGUUUUUUUGAACAUUGACUUUUUAAGUGAUUUUUAUCAAAUUGUCCGAGAAGAAUCCGUAAAUGAUAUAAAGUCCUUUCAUGGUAUUUUUUAAAUUAAAUAUUAAUACACACUUUUUUCUCAGAUCAAAAUUUUAUAAAAAUACGGGAAUAAUUUAUAAUUAAUUUGUAAAUAGAGAGUCUAUAAUUUGUAAAUAGUUUACAUUAUAUAAAUUUGCGUGUUUUUUUUUAUAAAUAAGGAAACUUUGUUUUCUUAAACAAAAAUUAAAACAAAUAUAAUAAAUUUUUUUUUUCUUUUUUUUUCUAGAAGCCACGCACAUUUUCUUUCAAUAUCAAAAAUAAAAAUAAAUAUUUGAUUUGAAAUAAGUUUAUGGAAAACAAAUAGAGAAAAAUGAUCGAAAUGAAAAUACAUUUUAUCAUAUAUGUACACAUAUAUAUUUAGAUAUAAAAUGCAAUUUAAUAUUUGAUAUAAUUUUAUGUAUGAAAAAUGCUAUAUAUGAUAAAAUAUAUUUUGCAAUUUCAAAGCUUCAUGUUUCUCUCUCUAUUUAUUUUCUAAUAAAAUUUGAAAAUAUUUGAAUAAAGCACGUAUUAUUCUUAUAUCUAGAAUUUGGUGGAUUAUGUCAUAGAAAAUAAAUUAUUUACUCGAUAAUUUCACAUCAUCAAAGUGUGUUCAGUGGAAAGCUUGAUAAUAAUAUAUAUUUGCUUCUUUUUGAAUCAAAUAAUCUCAUUACAUAUUUUCGAGUGAAUCGAGUAACGGAGAUGAUAUAGAUUAAUUUAAUCAUAUUUUAUAUUAUCAUUAUUGUUCUCGAACAUGGAAAAUGAAUGUAGAAAAAAUUGUUGGAUUCAGAAGAACACAUUAUUAUCAGUAAAAAUUUUUUGAUCAAGAUCAUAAAAUUUUCAAAAAUUCAACGUUCUUUUAAAUAUGAAACUAUGCAAUUUUUCAACAUCACAUAGAAACACUCGUAUUCUUCUAGUCAUUCUACGUAAAAAAAAUAUUAAAAAUAUGUCAAAAAGUUUAUGAAAUAUUUUGUUUUUUAUCUUUCAAUGUUCUGUGUGUGUGACAAAGUAUGAAAUAUUUCAUAUAGUAUUUAAGAUUCACUUCGUCUCAUGAUCUUAUCUUAAUUUUUUUUACCGAUAAUUGCAUGUCCUAUUAUAAAAUCAUACUAUAAUCAAUACUAUAAUCUAUACAAGUUAUUAUUAUUUAUUAUUAAUAUUUUAAUCAUAAUUACUUUUAUAUAUUAGUUUUUAAUAAUGUAAUGAAUAAUUAUUUAAUAAUUUAAAAAUGCAGAAUGGCAUAAUAUAAAUAUUUUGAUAAUGAUAAUGAUUCGAAUAAUGAUGAUUGACAUUAAUUAUAAUUAUGUAUUUAUAAUCAAUUAUAUAAUUAAUUUUUACACUUCUUAUAAAGCAGUGUUUGCACGAGUACGGAUGACCGAAUUCAUUAUUAGAUUCUUGCCUAGAAAAUUUUUUUUCUUGAUUAUCAAGUUUUUCAUUCGUAAUUUUAUCAAACGAAUUCAUGCGCAAUUAUAUAAUACUUCUGAGAUUGUCAAUAAAUAAUAUACUUGUCUGAUUUUAGUUAUUGAUACAUACACAUACACGCACACACACACACACACACACAGUCUUCGUCGAGAAAUAUCGUAUUCUCAAGGUCGCGUGUUUGUCGAUACGAUUAAUUUUCAUGCCCGAAGACUGAGACAAAAGGAUUUAUGAUGGUUCCGUCAAAAUGGAGUGCCGAGCCGCGUCUACUGCGAUUGUCAUAUAUAAGAGUCCUUGAUAACUAUUUACAGGAUCUGCCAUAUAUAGCAUCGGAGUCGCUCGUGCACUUAUUAAGCUUGUGCCUCUUUAUCUUAAGCGUCUUCGACCUACAUUCCACGUGCUUUAUUAUCUUAAGCGUAGAUAAGACCCACUCUACGCUCUAGAAGAUAUAGAUUAUUUCCGUUUUCUUAUCUCAAAUUUCAAAACAUCGGUGAUUAAUUUUUCAUGGAAUAGGUAACAUUGUAUGAAUAUGACAAUUGUGAUUAUAGUUAAAUAUUUGUGAUUGUACAGAUAUUUUGGAUAGAAUAAGGCUAUAUCGAAAGGAAAGAUAAUUUAAUAUUUAGAUAUGAAAAUUUCCAAAAUUAUUCGUUCACAAUAAUCAGGCAAAUUUUGAUCUUUUUUAUCGGAUCUUUUAUUCAAUAGGCAGUAUAGUCACUUUGGUACUGAGCGCCACUUCCAUUUCUCGCCUAUAUAUAUAUUUUUUUUUUUAUUGUCAAGUCCAUUCUAGAUUCUCAAAUUUCACAGAACACCUUGUAACAGAACAUUGCACUGCCACAGAUUCGGGUCUCAUAUUUUUCCCUUUAUUAUUUUUUUAUAAUUAUUUCUAUUUCUCUACUUAAAUUUCAAAUGCUAUUCUUAAAUUUAUUUUAUUGAUUAUAUAUUAAUGCUAUAUGUGUUUUGAGAUUCUCACAAUUUGCUUUUGUUAAUAAAUCAGAGAUAUUUAAUUUUAGUGAUGAUCUGAAAAUAUUUUUUGAAGAUAUUUAAAAAACUGAGAUCUUUCUAAAACCCAAAAAAAUUUUCGACAAAGUUUAAUUUCUGUUAAAAAGUCAAUGUUUAAAAGAGAGUCUCCGAAAAAAAUAUAUAUUUAGUAAAUGAGAAAAAGCUGGAUAAGUAGAUUUGGUACAUUAGCUGAAAACCAAUUUACUUAUUUUUAUUUUGAUUAAUAACGUUUAUUCUUACGCAGGGAGGAAUUAAUUAAUUAGCGCUAGAAAUCGAAAUUUAUUUCUGGGCAAAUAAUCGCGUUAGAGAACCAACACUUGACUGAAUGUGACAUAAUAAUGAUUCAAUGGUUCUCUCUUCAAUUUGUGUAUUAAUUAUCUUAACUUGAUACAGUAUGUAUCAAUUAAAUCAAAUAUUGGGUCAUUUGUCUCGUGACCUAAAUUAAUUGUAUUUUAAAAUAAUCACUUUUCAUGCUGAAGAAGCAAAAUUCAACGCGUCAUUUUGUGAGCAAUUUAAGUUUAGAUUUCGAUUUAAUUAAUUUUUUUUUUAAAUUUCUUUUCCUGAUGUAUUUUACGGCGAAAGAACGGAAAGUGAUGGAAUUCUUCGUCGAUUAUUCAAGAUCACUUUGGAUCAGCCGCGUAAAUGUAUCUUAUACGUUCUGUUGCUCUUGUGUUUUUAAAGCAGUGGACCUAUUCUCUGCAGAUAAAAAUGAAAUGUAAAAAUUUUAAAAAUGAGAAUAAAAAUUUGAAAAAAAAGAAACAGAAAAUUGAGAUAGAAUACAUGAAAUAUGUAAAGCAAAGACGUAAAGCCUGUUAUAGACAGUAAUCCAAUUUUAUACCAAAUGACUUAUAAAAUUAGAACCGAUAUGGAAAAUUCUCGUCGACUGCGAAAUAAAAUCGAAGCUAACCGGAAGCCAAUUUUCGAGUCGAACGUAAAACAUUAAAAAAAAAAAAACCUUUCGGUAUUUUUCUCGUAAGUGUAAUGUGUAUAUACGAGAGAGAAAUAUCGGGGCUCUUCAGCCUCUGAUUAACAUGUGUGAGAGCAAUAAAAAUCGAAGUCAAGGAACCCACGUGAUCUGAAGAAACCUCGAGAUUUUUUUACAAGGUAGGACCUGCGAUCACAAUGCAUUCAGUUAUUGCACUCCGCUGUAACUGUUGCAUCGCGCAUUUUCUUGCUAUUUCUCAUGAUUGUCACUUUAAUCUUUCCACCAAAUUUUGCCAGAUUCUCAAUUCGUUAUUUUUCAAACGCGAUUAUUAAAAUAAUAUAUAUUAAAAUUUUAUUUUGAUAUUUUUUUAUCCCUUUUUUUUAUCUCUUUAUUCCUCGAGCAAUUAUAAUGAAUGCGUGAAAUAAAGUAUUAUAGUAAAUAUGUCUGGGCUGCAUUCCAAGAACGAUCGGCUAACAUUUUAUAAAAAAACCAGAGUAAGCUGAUUCGAAUAAAUUCAAAAUGAGAAAUAGUGGAAAAGCGUAAUGAAGGAGUCAGACUGCGUCUCGUGGACGCUCGGAAUCGCAGUAGCGGAAUUUGCGUUUCACAAGGACUCUUGUUAGACGCGAUCUAUGUAAAUUAAGACUAAGGAGGUUUAAAGAAAUAAUAUUCCUCAUCUCAAAAGCGAGGAUCAUCAGAGUCGCCUCUGAUUGCACUCUAUUUUUUUUUAACAAACAUGCUCCCAUCCAUAUAUUAUUACGCGUUUUAAAACGAACGCGAGUCUUCUAUUUUAGAGUAGGGUUUUGGAGUACAACCCUCUCUGGACUUAUUAUAACGAGCGAUCUCACGUCUAUUUAAAUGUAAGUUUUUACGCGUUUUCAGCGUAUUAUGACACAUUAGCGGUAUCAUAUAACUGACACAUAAACUGAGAUACAAAACUUAUAAGUAUAUAAUGCCUUAAUGUUAAUGAUAAUAUCGGAAGCGUUAUUGUAUAAUUAGCUGAGACAGGAAGGGGCGGAGAUACUUGUGGUGGAAAGGAAACCAGGCCAACAUACAAAAUGCCGAAGACGCGAUCGAUGUCUCCAUUUUGUUCGCGAUAUUUGAUAUUUUCUUAUAAUUCCAAUAAAAUGAGAGAGAGAGAGAGAGAGAAAAAGAAAGAGUGUGUAAGUGAAGUGUGUCCCAUAGCGAAUUGCUAUCUAAAAUAGUUCAAGCUAGAUGUCGAUGUUUGUAGCAGAUAAAGAACAAUGCAACGCAGCAUAUUGUAAUUAAAAAAAUUAAAAACUCAUUAAUAUCA
Cataglyphis hispanica is the source of this 12097-nucleotide messenger RNA. Its product is annotated as protein gustavus. Gene Ontology annotation, biological process: intracellular signal transduction; proteasome-mediated ubiquitin-dependent protein catabolic process. The coding region runs from base 527 to 2320 and encodes 597 amino acids. Lineage: Eukaryota; Metazoa; Arthropoda; Insecta; Hymenoptera; Formicidae. Gene Ontology annotation, cellular component: SCF ubiquitin ligase complex. The transcript has 7 exons. Gene Ontology annotation, molecular function: protein binding. The record is from RefSeq and is a predicted model, not a curated record.